GCCCCUCCCGAAGCCGGUGCGGCCCCCGCUUCGGAGCCUCGGCUGUGCCAGCGCGGGGUCGGGGGACCGCGCCGAGUCUCCAGUGCUGCAUCGCCGCUGCGCCGGCGACGUCGGCGCCGCACCGGCGCGGUCGGCGCGGACAAAAAAGCGGGGAGGAGGAGGAGGAGGAGGAGGAGGAGGAGGAGGAGGAGGAGGAGGCGGGCGCCACGCCGAGCCACGUCGACGCCGCAUCGGCGGUGCGGCGCCACCCUCCGGCCCCGCCUGCGCUCGAGCCCCACGCGCGAGGCCCGAGGGCCACCGAGCCCCCGCCGCUCUCGGGACCCCGUCGGCGCCGAGGAGCCCUUGGGAUGGCCCAGCGGCAGCACACGGGGGCGGCCCCGGGCAGGACGGGCCUCUGGUGCGCGGCUCCGGGGGGGGACGUCGACGCCCGCCGCGCCCGAGGCGCGCUCACUGCACCCCCCAUGGGCCGGCGAGGGCAGCCACGACCGGCCGAGGGCCGACCCUGGGCUGGCUCGGGCUUCGGCAGGCCUGGGCUUCCGCGGGCCGGGGGCCCGGGGGCCCGAGGCGAGAGGGCGGGGGGGCAGGCACUCGUGCGGACAUCCAGGCGGGGCCGCCUUCGCCUCCCGGCUUCAUAGAACAAUGCCUGAUGAUGUGGAACGCUGGUCCCUCAGGCAGGGCCAGCCAAAAGUCGCGAAUGCUCGCCUCGCUUCCCUCC
Molecule: messenger RNA, 715 nt
Organism: Prorocentrum cordatum
Lineage: Eukaryota; Dinophyceae; Prorocentrales; Prorocentraceae
Source: the annotation of a GenBank genome assembly